Mangifera indica (mango) is the source of this 853-nucleotide messenger RNA. Its product is annotated as actin-depolymerizing factor 2-like. Gene Ontology annotation, cellular component: cytoplasm; actin cytoskeleton. NCBI's taxonomy places the organism in Eukaryota, Viridiplantae, Streptophyta, Magnoliopsida, Sapindales, Anacardiaceae. Gene Ontology annotation, biological process: actin filament depolymerization. The coding region runs from base 155 to 574 and encodes 139 amino acids. The transcript is spliced from 3 exons. Gene Ontology annotation, molecular function: actin filament binding. The record is from RefSeq and is a predicted model, not a curated record.
AAAUAAAAACACAAUAUAAAUAUUUAUGUUCUCUCUUCGUUAUCUCAAAUUCUCAAUCGCCUUUUCAACUCUAAAAGAGAUCAUUUCAUUUCCUCCCCGAUUAAGUUUCCUUCUUUCUGCAUAAUUCUCCGUAAUACCACUUGAUCUUCUAACCAUGGCUAAUGCUGCAUCGGGUAUGGCUGUGCAUGAUGACUGCAAGUUAAAGUUUUUGGAGUUGAAGGCCAAAAGAACCUACCGCUACAUCGUGUUCAAGAUUGAAGAGAAACAGAAGCAGGUUGUUGUAGAAAAGGUUGGUGAGCCGUCUCAAAGCUAUGAAGACUUUACUGCAAGCCUUCCAGCAGAUGAAUGCCGAUAUGCUGUCUAUGAUUUUGAUUUUGUUACCGAGGAGAACUGUCAGAAAAGCAGGAUUUUCUUCAUUGCCUGGUCUCCUGAUACAUCAAGGGUCAGAAGCAAGAUGAUUUAUGCUAGCUCCAAGGACAGGUUCAAGAGAGAGCUAGAUGGGAUUCAAGUAGAGCUGCAGGCAACUGAUCCAACUGAGAUGGGUCUUGAUGUUUUCAAAAGCCGUGCCAACUAAAUAGAAUUCUCCACCUUGCAAAAUGGAGAAUCUCUCAAUGAUGUCUUGCUUUACCCCAGGUGAAGUGUUAAUGGUUUGUGGAGGCAAUGUGAACCUGACUGAAUUAUGGUACUGGUUUGUUGUUGAAGUUUCACCUAUGCAGCAUGUCUUCAUCUGGAACCAAUUCAGUGAUUUUGGUGAUGUCUUUAUUGAUUUGUUAUGGUGUGGAAGUUAUGAAACGAGUGGCUACUUAUAUCUCCAAAGCUAAGGUGUUUUAAUUUCUUUGGGAGGGUUUUCAUA